Molecule: messenger RNA, 837 nt
Organism: Closterium sp. Naga37s-1
Lineage: Eukaryota; Viridiplantae; Streptophyta; Zygnematophyceae; Desmidiales; Closteriaceae
Source: the annotation of a GenBank genome assembly
AUGGCCCCGUCGCCCCUAGCCAUGGCCCCUCGCGACCUGCCGCCCCUAACCGCGGCCCCGCAGAGGGGGGGAGGGGACCUGCAGCACCUGCCCCCCCCCCCCCCCCCCCCCCCCUCCAUGGGGAUGGCGGGGAGAGCGGGGGGAAGCUUGGAGGUUCAGGGGGAGGCAGGAGGGGAUCUGCAGCACCAGGUCCCCCACCCUUCUCCUACCUCCCCCUGCUGCGGGUACAGCAGUGGGGGGGAGGGGAUUUGCCAUCCCCCUGCUGCGGAUGCGGCAGUGGGGGGAGGGGACCUGCAGCACCAGCCCCCCCCCCCCCCCCCUCCCCCCCCUCCUCUCCGCCCUUUUCUCCUCUCCCUCCCCCUGCUGCGGGUGCCGCAGUGGGGGGAAAGGGAUCUGCCAUCCCCCUGCUGCGGAUGCAGCAGUGGGGGGAGGGGACCUGCAGCACCAGCCCCCCCCCCCCCCCCCCCUCUUCUCCUCCGCCCUUGCUGCGGGUGCAGCAGUGGGGGGAGGGGAUCUGCAUCAGCAGUGGGGGGAGGGGAUUUGCAGCAGCAGUGGGGGGAGGGGAGUUGCAGCAUCAGCCCCCCCCCCCCCCCCCUUUUCUCCUCCACCCCUGCUGCGGGUGCAGCGGUGGGGGGAGGGGAUCUGCAGCAGCAGUGGGGGGAGGGGAGUUGCAGCAUCAGCCCCCCCCCCCCCCCUUUUUUCUCCUCCACCCCUGCUGCGGGUGCAGCGGUGGGGGGAGGGGAUCUGCAGCCCUGUGCAGCAGUGGGGUGGGGGUAUGGGGGUGGCGGGUGUGGGUGCAACUGCGGGGUGGCGGGUAUGGGGGUGGCGGGUGUGUGA